AUGGGUGGAAGUGCGGAGCGUGAGAUUAUCCGAAAGGGCGGCCGGCAGACUCUGCGCCAGCAUCGCUCUUUAUGCUUGACUUCAUUCAACACCGACAACGUCCACAUAAUUGAUCCCGAGGACAGACUAUUUGCCUCCAGUGGGGCAAUUUAUCCUGGCGGUCCCAGCACCUGGUAUGUGGUUGACUGGGAUCAACGCCGGCUUGUUUCUGUCACCAUGGACGAGGAACUUGAGUCGGAGGAUCCUGCGUUGGAGCAUCUCCUGAAGCACAUCGAUGACCUCGCGCCUGACGUCUACGAAAUUUACGUCUCCUCCGAGGGAUUUUUGAUAUCCACAUCUACUGACGCAAAGGAUGACGAAACAUACUGUCCUUUCUAUCCCCCGCUCAGCACAGUCCAAAACGCCGAGGAUGUCCAGGUUAUCUCACGGGCAGGACUCGAAGAACUGGAUAGACUGAGUGCAAACGUCGAUCUCGUCAUAGUCGUGGAUGAACUUAAAGGGCGGUUCGUUGGCUUUACAACAGUAUACAUUGCGGGAGGCACCCUAGAGGAGAACAAAACGCGCCAGUUCAAGUUAAAGUGGCUCCAACAACUUAUUGACGUCGUUGACGAGCUGAAUCUGAACCUGGGGAUUGCGCAUCAGGAUGUCGCCCCGCGAAACAUUGUUAUAAAUGAGGAAACGGACUCCUUGAUGCUGUUCGACUUCAAUUUCUCGGUUCGUAUUGGACGGGCAGGGUACUCGGAACCUCGGAAUGAUAUCAAGGGAGUCAUGUUCUCCAUGUAUGAAAUCAUCACCCGCAAUGAUGAUCUGCGCGAUAUAAGGCACGAGGAUCAAGACGUCUCGGUUAUUGAAAACCAGGACUGGGUGAAACAUCCAGAUGUUCUACUGGACCACCCCGUCUCGGAAUUCCGUGCGUUACUCACGAGGUGGUGCGAGAAGCGACGGUCUGGGAAGCAUAUCACUGUACGCACAGAGGCUCCCAAUUUCCUGGACUGGCCGCCUCUUCCUGAUCCGCCGCUUUCCGAAGUCGAAACUCACUAUCAAGAUGGAACGGCAGUGAAAAAGUUGAAAAAGGUGUAUCAAUGGAGGAGAACUGAGUUGCGGGAACUAGGCAGGACAAUUCUAAACUGGCAGCGCCCUCCCCAGAGAAGGCUUGCACAGAAUGCCUAA
Messenger RNA from Talaromyces rugulosus, 1170 nucleotides. RefSeq lists its product as uncharacterized. NCBI's taxonomy places the organism in Eukaryota, Fungi, Ascomycota, Eurotiomycetes, Eurotiales, Trichocomaceae. The record is from RefSeq and is a predicted model, not a curated record. Bases 1 to 1170 code for a protein of 389 amino acids. The transcript is spliced from 3 exons.